GGUGCCAAGUCCUAUAGCUGGUGCACAAAGUACCAGCAAAUCCUUUCCUAAUACCAGUGGAAGUGCUGUAAAUGGAUACAGGGCGCUGUGGUCUCCUAUGAAGGGAGUUCUAGACUUUCCAAUUAUGAACAAUAAAAGGACAGAAAACCACCAUUUGUGAUACAGGUCUGAAUUCGACCUCAGUGCAGUGAUAGCAGAACUGGGUGUUAGUCUGUACAACUGAGCUGUCCAAAGCAGAGCAAAGCCUUUAUUUACUCAACCAGUGCCAUAGCCACAGGUGUCCCCCACAGCAGCGCUCUCUGGAGGAAGGUUAGGCUUCAAGCCUUUGACAGCUUGGCCAUUAUCAGAUCACUGCAGUGGGAUCACAGACAGCCUGCAAUUCUCCGCUUCAGUCCUAGAAAAUCUUUCCACCACUGGAUCAUCACACGGUCAAGAGUUAACAAGCCGUGGAGAUAAAUUUGAGCUAUUUACACCAGAUGUAGCCCUGUAGUUACAAGCAAAAACAAGCAGCAGAGUUGCUCCAAGAAGUCUGUUAUGGGUAAAAGUCCAGAAUUAUUUAAGUGAAAGCUUCAGUUCUGCAGGAUUUGUUAAGGAAAGCAGAUAUAUACAUCAACGUUGCUGUUGUUCGGGAUGACACACAACACAGGCAUUGUUUUGACACCUCGGAGCUCCAGGCUGCUGUUAACACUAAAACUUGCUCUGCAGGCAGGAGGAGCGUGAAGGGGAUGUGACGAGCUUCUCUAAUCUAUCUGUAAAUUUACAGCAGCCUUAUUUCUGCAGUGGUUUAGUGCUUAUGGAGCUUCUUCAAAACUGACAACCAAACAGUUUAACCAGCAUUAAAAAUACUUUGAAUUAAAGGGAAAAAAACAGGCAAGUAAGCAUGCCCAUUUUCCAUUCCCGAAGAUGAGGAGGAUACUGACGUGCAAUGAAAAAAUUCCAGUAAAACCAUAUUUGAGAAUCUUUCUCCAGGGCAUGUUUAGAUCAUGGGUUAUUUCUGUCAUACUAGUGGGUAAAAUUAAGCCGUUCUGCAUUUCUGAGAGCACUGUUGACACAAGAGACCGCACAGCCCAUGGGCACGAAGCCACCUGGUGUGCUAUGGCUGCCAUUAGGGACCAGCUCAGGGGCACUGAGCCCCAAGCACCCCCUUCACCCAGAACAGGGGUGCCCCCCCCAUCUGCCUGGGAACAGCCCACAUCAGGGGGGACCCCCGAGCCCCCCACCUAGAUGCUGGCUGCACCCCGGACCUGCAGGGAGCCGCCAGGCCCAGCCCCAGGGUGGCCACAUCGGCCACGUCAGCCAUGUUGGCUGGGCCUCCCUGGGGCUGCAGGUGCCCCUCAGCUCCCCCUGCAGCUGGUGUGCCCUGUCCUGAGGGGGCUGUAACUCUUUUUCUUAUUUCUCCUCCUUGCAGUGUUACUGGCAGAGUGUGGGCAGCACGGUGACAUUGCAGACACCGGUCAAUCUUGAAAAAAUGAAUUUUAAUGUCUGGAACAUCAAGGAGAUGCUCAGCACUCCAACAGCCUCUGGGCCUAACAAGUUUUCCAUCCGGAGCAAUGCUCCCAGUGACUACUCGAGUCUGAGUGAUUCUCAGCUGCUCUUCGGCUCCCAGUUCUGCCCGGAGAACGUGCAGUCGGCAGCGGCACCGCUGGAGCUGGGCACGCAGCUGGGACAGCACAACUCCCAGGACAGCGAGCCCAGUAUUUUUACUAAAUACCAAACAAAACCACAGUUAUUUGAUGAAGAUACAAGAGAAAAAGGCUUACUUAAUUUCGGUGCAGGAAGAGGGAAAAGUGUCCUGGAAAAUUUUGAAGUGAAUAAGAACAAAAUAAAGGACAAAUAUGAUCGAGAAGUUUUAAGCACCUUUAUUUCCAGUAUCAACGACAGGCUUCAAGGGCUGCAAGUGUGCUUGGACAAGUUUGAAGAAAUGUUCAAUUCGAGAAACAAAUCCAUUUUGGUUCAUCUAGAAACCAUUUCCAAGACACUGCAAGAUGCUCUUCAAAGUCACAGUGACUUGGUGCUGAAAGCCCUGACAGAUAAAAGCCAAAUGGAGCAGGCGCUGCUGGAGAUGGAGAGGAGACUUGCAGCCAAAGACGUGGAGAUUUCAGAUGUGAAAUCCAGUGUCCAGCAGCUGAAGGAGAGCCUGGAGUUGCUGCCAGCUCAGCUGAGCGAUCAGCACCUGAAGCUGUGUGAAGAACUAGGCUCCCUGAAGCUCCCUAGUGCCUUAGCUGAGCUGCACACGUUCAUGUCCAGUGCCAGAGCUCCCCCUCGGAUGGCGGAUGACUCUUCUCAGACCUCCCCUGGCACAUGUCAGGGCUGUGCCUCACGUCAGGAGACAGAGCAUUGUCCGUGCUGCCAAGGCAGGGGGGAUUGCAGCACCUUGGGUCCAUCUCAGCACGGAGUCCUGCCCGUGGGGAGCCAGCCCACCGGGGACGGGACACCUGGGAGAGACCUCAGCACAGCUUCGGGAGGCAAAGUCAGCCCCUUUGCCAGAGCGGUGUGUGGCAGAGAAAAUACUUCUGUGCAGGAGGUGAGAUCUGUUCUGGGACCGCAGAGCUGUGCUACCCAUCCCUGUAUGUGCUGUGCUAACAGUCAGUUUCUUGGGGAGAGUCAGAAGAAACACUGCCCCGUACCGCAGGAAGUGUCUCUGCUAACUCCUCUGAGGAAGGUGAUCAGGAGAAGCACUACAGGAUUUAAAAAUGUGACACCAUCGCAACAGAGGCGGCCUCAAGUUUGCCACCUUUUUGUACAAAACAACGUGCCCGGGCAAAGAGACGGGAACUCAUCCACAGACCAUGAGCUGGAGAAUGUAGCUGUAGGGAACAAAGCAAAGCAGAAGUCAGGAAGGAUCCCUUGGAAUAAAAUAAUGGAGAGGAAGAAAACAUACCCCAGCAAGAGGAAAGGAGAGCUCUCUAGAUGUGCUGACGGUGGGCUGAAGCAAGUAAGGGCAAACAGGGUUAUUGCAUUGGGAAGCUCCAGAAAAAGCUUUCCCAGAUACACCGUUGCUCUCAAUUUAGAAAACUCUAACCCAGUUUCUUCAGCUCCCAAUCAACAGAUGCUCAGCAGUGCUCAGCCGAGGCUUACAAGGAAUUUCCUACCUGUGCCAUGCUCCAAUAGAGGCGUGCAACAACUUGCAGACAAAACAAAGAGAAAUGUGGAAAACAAGAAAAGAGUGAUCGUUUCCAGUGCAAGGAGGAAUUUCUGGGAUUCCUCUCCCCAGGAGAAUGUAUUUUCCCUGUGCAGCACAACAGGUGGAAAGCAGAUGAGCUGCUCUUCAGGCUCCAAUAAGCCGUGUCCUGGCAAUGCGCUGCCCCAGCAGAGCACGGAAUGCUGCUCUUUAGUUUUUGAUAGCGAUUAUUCUGAUUGAGGGGGUUUCGUUUGGUUUUCAGAGUCUUCAGUGCAGGCAUGGCCAUCUCAGUCGCAGUUUGUUCCUCCGGGUGCAUUACCUGCUCAGUCUCCUGAAUUUGAUCCCACGCAGGUGAGUGAGCUCCUGCUGGGACUGGCAAGAAGAGCUGAGUGACCCGUGUGCAUUACAGCCCGUGGAAACAAGCAAGGCUCGUGCCUGGCAUGCUUUGACAAGUUACUGCCCACUUGGAGAUAUUGUCAGGGAGUACGUGGGAGCUGAGGGAAGGUCUCCUAUGGCUUGGAAGGCUGAGUGGACCUGUAUUAUUUCAUCCCCUGCCACCAGCAGAAAUGCCUCGGGCUGUGGUUACUGCUGUAUUUACGCAGCAAAGAAGUGUCUGCGGAGACUUUCAGCGGGGAGGAACCAGCUGGCAGAUCACAGACACACCGCUGAUUCUCCUGCUGCCAGACCGAGCACUUAGAUCUGCUCCAAACUUUUCAUCUAGAUAUAUGGAAUAAUAUCUUUGCAGCUGGAGGCUUUAGCUCUGCUCUUCACUCGUAGUCUCUGUUUUGGUUUGUAUGUCUAACAGUUCAGAUUUUGAGCUCCCUAGGAAGUAGGGGGUAUUUUUCUGAUUGAUUUUGGUAGGGUUAAGAUUUGUCCCGAGAGUUGUUUCUGAGCUUUGGGCAGUUUAGCUGAGGAAAGCAGAAUCCCAGCAUCUCCGUUUGUUAAGUAUGGUGUUUCUUCUCCUUUUAGGCUGAAAUUUCUUGGUUUCAGGAAAAUCAGGAAAUUAUUAUUUAGUUUCUGUCAUAUUUGUCCCACGUAUCUCUUAACUAAUCAAGGACUUGCCCAACUUACACUUUCCAAAGAUGAUUCUCAGAAGCCAGAAGAAGUGACAUUCAAAUUCAACAGGUACAGUAAUCAAUGGAUAUUCCUCAUCCUUUAGAGACCUGUAAUUCUCUAGUUCGGACUCAUUCCAGACACACACAUUUUGAGUCAGAAAGGGCCAGCUGAUGACCUAACCUGACAUAUAUAGCAGCAGCCCCUGUUCCUGCAGAGCAAAUCCUCCCAGGAUAUCCAGCCAUGACUGUAAGUUUCCGCUGCUUCAAAUAUUUCUGUCACCUCUGAGCUUUGAUCUCUGCUGCUGGCAAAAGCAGCAUUUCGAUAUUGACAGAACAGGUCUAUUACCGUGAAUCCACACGGCCCAGUGCUGUCAUCCCAUGGGGAAAGGCUAGGACAGUUUCCCUGAAUUUAAUAAAGCCAUUGUUUCAGC
This is a messenger RNA of Cygnus olor (mute swan), 4607 nucleotides long. RefSeq names its product interactor of HORMAD1 1 (gene IHO1). The record is from RefSeq and is a predicted model, not a curated record. Lineage: Eukaryota; Metazoa; Chordata; Aves; Anseriformes; Anatidae. Gene Ontology annotation, biological process: meiotic DNA double-strand break formation; DNA recombination; homologous chromosome pairing at meiosis. Gene Ontology annotation, cellular component: condensed nuclear chromosome.